This is a messenger RNA of Puccinia graminis f. sp. tritici CRL 75-36-700-3, 1533 nucleotides long. RefSeq lists its product as uncharacterized. The coding region runs from base 300 to 1133 and encodes 277 amino acids. Lineage: Eukaryota; Fungi; Basidiomycota; Pucciniomycetes; Pucciniales; Pucciniaceae. Gene Ontology annotation, cellular component: mitochondrion. The transcript is spliced from 2 exons. Gene Ontology annotation, biological process: mRNA processing. The record is from RefSeq and is a predicted model, not a curated record.
AAACCCCCUCACCUUCCUCUGCCCGUCCUGCGCCCGAUGAAAACGAGUUGGAUGAUCAGAUCUGGUCGACCUCUGACCCUUAUAGUGCAUACCUGAUCGCCGAACCUGAUGGAGUCCAUCCAGCCUGGUCUGACGCCCUCAAGCGUUGUCUAGCCAACUCCCAGGCCUUCGUACCACCCCCUGAGCCGAAACCCAAGCAAGAGACUACUAAUACGAAGGCCCCCACGCCUGAAGAAAAGACCCAACAAGUAGCAGGCGGGCAAAGUCUGAGGACAUCUCAAUCCGAGAACGAGACUCAAAUGGAUCGUGAUCGGCAACGAGCACUCAAGUUUCUAAACCCCUAUGGCUCAACAACCGAACAGCCCAGCCCGGAAGACCAGAGUGGCUCGAGCACUGGUGAGAGUAACACGCUCCCCCAGGACCAGCUGUCGCUCACCAUGCAAGCCGCCCGGUUCUUACAUUCGGGAAUGAUGUCCAACCGAUGGCCGAGUGCGGUCAAUUGGGCCGCCAUCGAUUCCCGAUUAACGGCCGCUACGGAGAGCUAUAAUAGUAGUGAGACCAAUAAUGGUGAGCCAGGCCGAAAGCUGGCAGACUUCAGUGGCUCCUUCCCGGCGAUCAGAGGCCAAGAGCGAGCGAUCCACUCGGGUCGACGGAGUCGGCCUGGUCAUGCCAGCAGACACCGGAUCCUCUCGGCUGUCCGGGGAGACCCUAGAGACGGACAGACGUUCUCCUUCAACACCGAACAGUUGACCCAGAUCAUCAAAUACAGUCAGAGGAUCAUCAAGGAUAAAUUGAACAUCGACGCGAUCCCCAAGUCGAUCCUCCAAAACCUCGAACGGUUCGGAGAGUUCUUGAUCCAUAAACAUUUCAAAAACGCUCGCCAUCCUUCAUCUUCGGCUUCUUCUGCUGCUUCUGCUGCCAAACCGAAUCCUACUACUCUCCCUGGUUCAUCGAUCACCCCGAUCGUGAUCAUCGAUCCUUCCGCCCCGACUCAUCAAUCCUCGGUCGAUCCGCCCGGAAUCGUCAUCAAUUUCGAUAGCGUGUUUCGGAAGAAGAAGAGGAAAAUGAAAGUGCACAAAUAUAAGAAGAGAAGAAAAGCUAGGAGAACGUUGAAGAAACGGCAAGGUAAAUAGGAUCUUCAUUCUCCCAGAUUCGUCAACCUGGAAAACCCCGCCUCGGAACUUGGCUAGUCAAGAUGAUGUGAAGAGCAAGAACCAGACGCAGUAAGGAUUUGGGGGUUUUGGAAAUCCUUGCUCUUCUCUCAGCUUUCAUUCCUCCUUCCUUGGUCGCUCUGAACUCGCAAUCCCUUCUCUCCUCCAUCUCGUCGUCUCUCAUUCCAUUAUCCUCAAAUAACAAUCAUCAUCCUUCUUGUUUGGCUUGGUUUGUUUGUUUUCAUGGUUCUCAUUUGAUGAGCAAUUACUUAUCAACAAAAAAACAAAAAAUGAGAAACUCAGGUGUGAUAAAGAGCUUCCGUUUGUCACUCAUUAAGCAUUCAAAAAGAAAGGUGAUCUUCUUCUUCUUCUUGGAAUGGCC